This is a messenger RNA of Serendipita indica DSM 11827, 1269 nucleotides long. Lineage: Eukaryota; Fungi; Basidiomycota; Agaricomycetes; Sebacinales; Serendipitaceae. The record is from the annotation of a GenBank genome assembly.
AUGGAUUCUCAUCGUGAUACAUUAUCAGCACGACUCCAGAUUCCGCGACUGGCCAGAUCCCUGUCGUUCACAGCACCACCUUGGAAAAGGCGUACGCAAGCUGAAGAACCAACAGCAAAAUAUGAUGCAAAGCAUUCAGGAUCAGCCAUCUCUCAACUUGUUUCCAGCACCAUCGCCUUUUUGGUUCUGACUCCACCAGACACAACUCCCCCCGCAGAGAACGAGGAUCAAGAAUUUGAAUCCCUGUGUCGUGUAAAUCCUAAGAAAGCCUUGGCGACGCGAUCUCUCAACCUCCUCCGGCCAAAGAGCGUACCGAAUCUCAGACAUGCUCAGAAGGAGCAGCGGCCAAGGAAAACUCUUCACGUGUCGACUGACAACCUGAAGUCCUUAUCCGGUCCAUUGACACACAAUGCCUCGCCAAUCUUGAUAGUCGCUCCAGAGAACAUGCCCCUUGGACAUAAAGUGAUCAACCUCGUCGGGUCACGGGAGGUAGGCCAGAAUAUUGACGGAACACCAGUCGCACCUUCACCCACGCUGGUCGGCGCAUCUCUUCAGACAGGACACAAGCAACUUUCUCUGCACUAUGCCUCUUUGUACCUUUCUAUUCAAGGGGCCGAACCGAUCAGCCACCGGACUCUGCCUGUUCACGAAAGUCCACAGAUUUCGGCCUCGAUCAUGCCAAACCUUUCGCCUCUACGAAUAUUGCAGCUGAUUCCUGACGCAACAAGUGAUGCACUGAACGAUGGAUCAAUCAUUACGCAGUUCUUUACGCCAGCAACCUCCCCCUUGGCCUACGAAAGUACACAGCCGAGUGUCGCCGUUUCGACACCCUCUCCUAGCUUUUUUUCACACCCUUCUACACGUAAUUCGGUGGAUCAGGUUUUGGCUACAGACGCAGAGACGAGUGUCGAGUCUACUAGUGUCAAGGAAGAAGUCAGGGCUCGCAAUGAUCACGACGCCGAAAUCAGUCGUGAGAUGCCGUCGGCCUCCGAGUCGGACCUCAUAAGGGACAUUACAGCCGAUUUGGAUGUCUUCCUGAUGGCGUCUCCAAUGGGUAGUCGCAUUCAGCAGACGGAGAGUAUAGAGUUCAAGGGUCGGAGGUGGGACUACCUCGAUAAACCGACUUUUGGUCCCGCCUUGCAAGAACAGCCGAUGUUUGCCUUAUCUCGAUGCCGUGCUCUUCCUUCAAGCUCGUCCAUUCUACGCCCGCUCACCCAGGCAGACUUUGAUGCCUCGUUUGUAGAAGUGUUCCAGGUCAAGCGCAAGUAA